Molecule: messenger RNA, 3873 nt
Organism: Eleginops maclovinus (Patagonian blennie)
Lineage: Eukaryota; Metazoa; Chordata; Actinopteri; Perciformes; Eleginopidae
Gene: wdfy2
Product: WD repeat and FYVE domain containing 2
Exons: 12
Coding region: 149-1351 (400 amino acids)
Biological process (GO): positive regulation of protein phosphorylation; positive regulation of fat cell differentiation
Cellular component (GO): early endosome
Molecular function (GO): protein binding; metal ion binding
Source: RefSeq, a predicted model, not a curated record
UGUGUUGUAUUUGUUGUCAGCUGACAGGCAGCAUCCGUCACAACACCGCGUUGCUCGCUGACAGCUAGCUAGCAGCUAUUAGCCGAGGCUCUGCGGGUAUGUUUCCCGGAGUCAGAACCGUAGACGGAGGUUUGUGCACUACCGACUCAUGGCGGCCGAAAUCCAGCCCCAACCGCAGGCUCGGAAGCCGUGUCUGCUGAGCAAAAUCGAGGCUUUCCAAGAUGUGGUUAGCACGGCUGUCAUCAUUCCUAAAGAAGACGGCGUUAUCAGCGUGUCGGAGGACAGGACGAUUCGGGUAUGGCUGAAGAGAGACAGCGGGCAGUACUGGCCCAGUGUCUACCACACGAUGACCACGUCCUGCUCCUGUAUGUCCUUUAACCCAGAGACCAGGAGGCUGUCAGUGGGGACGGACACUGGAAGUAUCUGUGAGUUCAUCCUGUCAGAAGACUACAAUAAGAUGACCCCAGCAAGCACCUACCAGGCCCAUCAGGGCAGGGUCUCAGUGGUGCUGUUUGUGUUGGAGAUGGAGUGGCUCCUGAGCACCGGCCAGGACAAAAACUUCAACUGGCACUGCUCCGAGAGCGGCCAGCAGCUGGGGACGUACCGCACCACUGCCUGGGUGUCAGGACUUCAGUUUGAUGUGGAGACCAGACACGCCUUCGUGGGAGAUCAGUCCGGUCAGGUGACCAUCCUGAAGCUGGAGCAGGACAGCUGCAGCCUGGUCACCACCUUCAAGGGACACACAGGUAAUGUGACGGCGCUGUGUUGGGACCCGGUCCAGAGGGUGCUGUUCUCCGGCAGCUCAGACCACUCCAUCAUCAUGUGGGACAUCGGGGGCCGCAAAGGCACCGCUAUCGAACUGCAAGGACACAAUGAAAAGGUUCAGGGCUUGUGCUACGCCUCACACACUCGUCAGCUCAUCUCCUGCAGCUCAGACGGAGGCAUCGUCAUCUGGAAUAUGGACGUGACACGACAAGAGACCCCAGAGUGGCUGGACAGUGACUCGUGUCAGAAGUGUGAGCAGCCUUUCUUCUGGAACUUCAAACAGAUGUGGGACAGUAAGAAGAUCGGCCUGCGACAGCACCACUGCAGGAAGUGUGGCCAGGCGGUGUGCGGCAAAUGUUCGUCCAAACGCUCCACCAUCCCCCUCAUGGGCUUCGAGUUCGAGGUGCGUGUGUGUGACAGCUGCCACGAGUCCAUCACCGACGAGGAUCGAGCGCCCACAGCCACCUUCCACGACAGCAAGCACAGCGUUGUUUACAUGCACUACGAGCCCACCACCGGGAACCUGCUCACCUCCGGUACCGACAAGGUUGUCAAGCUGUGGGACAUGUCUCCUGUGGUGUCCUGAGGUCAGCAGGAUGCUCUGUCCACCACGCUGUAAGGGUUUCACGGCAGCAGUUGCACUUGGAAGAGAAAGAGAGAAACAUAUCCUCCAGUCUCGAUGUCACCUGGAUAAUAUUUAACUUUGAGCAGUGGCUGUCAAGAGGGAGGACUCUGCAGGGGCUGCAGCCUGGGAACAGCACGGACCGGACACGAGGUUACAGACGGUUGUGGGUGUUUGCUUGUGUGGGGGAUCUGUGUGUGGGUAUGUGUGUGUGUGUUUGUAUUAUAUCAGAGUGUGUGGGAGGGCUUUUGACUUUAUAAGGACUUUACAUUUCAUGCAUUCCUGCCGAUUUCAUACCUGAAGUGAAACAUUUCGGCACUUUGUCAGCAGGUUCCGUAAAACCUAAACGUAUUUAUUUUAAGAAUGUGCGGCACGUAGUGGAGUUAGACAGCUCAUACCCUUAAACUCACUCAUUCACUGUUAGCAGGCUGUAAGAGGAAGCUGUUUGAUCACUUCUACACAACAUGCACGACCUUCAGGAAGGAUUUGUCAAUUUUUUGCUUUCUAAUCACUUCAAAUCCAGCUGUGACCCCUUUAUUCCAUCCUCAAAGUCACCAAGAGACCAGUCAUGAAGGACAGAGGACACAUGGUGACACGUAGCGGAAAUGAGCAUUAAAUAUUAAUCAUGUUAAAUAAAAAACCUGAAAACAUAAACAGCAGAUGUAUAAAAAGCCCUGUAGUGUUUACUUGCCAUCCUGCAGCCCUUAAAGGAAUAUUUCCCCGCAAAAAUGAUCAUUUUGUAGAUCAACUCACUCGUGUUCUCCUGAAUUAUUGAAGAAAACUUUUUCUCACAUGCUUCCACAGUGAGUGAAGAAUCUAAACACAGGAAAGUCUUUAUGAAUCGAAGUAAAAACAGCAAAACUUUAUCAAAAGGUCUGUUUACAAACUCUCAUUUAGGCUAACCCAAGUCUCACUGUGUCCCAAACAAAUCAAUUUCAUGUGCAACCAAAUAAUCUCUCACCUAAAAGCUGCUGAUGUUGAAAAAAGUUGAUAUAAUGCUAACUUUCAAACAUUUUCCUGGAGCAAAACAUUGGUCAGAUCCACAGAACUUAAUUUCAAAUUCUAGUAGUGAUUAUAAAGUUUGCAAAAUACUAAAGAAAUAUCACUAAAAUAUUGGGAAAAGUAUAAAAAUGGAGUCUUUUACUUUUCUUUCUUUUACAGCUGAGGUUUGGACAUUACAGUAGACAUUGAUUUUUAUAUUGUAGACCCUCGUCACGAUACUGUCAGCACACAGUGUUUGCGUGCGUCCACUGAAGUGCAGAGUGCACCGGUGAAGCUUUGUAACCGUGCAUUAACCACCAGACUGCUUGUGUGUUUUAUGAGAUUAUUUAUUAUUCUACUUGUUGGUCUAAAUGUUUCUGACACAUAUCAUCGAGCUAAUGAGUGGCAUCACUUUCAUUCAUGUAUCAGGACUGAAAGGAUGUUAAUGAACGUUUGAUUUUGUUCUUAUCAUUACUGUCACUAUACUGACUUUAUGUCAAUGCACUGGAAUCAAAAAUGUCACAAAUGGCUGCUCUGAAGAAGAUGUGAUUUCUUUGUGAUUAUCAAGUUUGUGCUUUAACCGUCACAUGGUAACUCUGAUGAAUCAUAAUCAUGUUUGAACCCCGCUGAAUAUCUCCCAAAGAUGUUUGAUAUUGACAUUACAAAUAAGGUUACGUUUAAAGGGGCCCUAUUAUGCUUUUGGUGGUUAUCCCUUUCCUGUAGUGUCUUGUUGUGUGCAUGUAAAUGGUCUGCAAAGGCUAAAAUCCCUCGCACUUCUAUUGGGUAGCGCUCCAACACUCUAAGUGGUUGACCAAUCACAGAAAAGCCGGUAAGCUAACCAAUCAGAGCAGACUGGGGGUGAAAAGAGGGCAGUAUGAGCUAAAUAAAGAGCUUUUGAACAUUAAAGCAUCCAAACAUGUCACAGUAGAGACACUAAAUACAAAAAUCAACCUGAAAAUAAGCAUGACACAACAGGAGAGACAUAUGAAGACUUUACUCACUGGACCUGUGGGUAAAGGAACUUCAAAUGACCAUACCAGUGUUUUUCUGAGGUUUCAGCUCCUAAAAAUCCUGUAGAUUUCAUUUUUUGAUUGCAGACCUGUUAUAAAUGCAUGAUGUACAGUUACAAGUUUUUGCCAGAAGCUGUUGGUUUCCAACUACAUCAUUGUUACUAUCCACUAAAACUGUUAAGCUGUUGCUGCCUGGAAUAGUCGUAAACAAUACCCCAAAAAAUACUGAAACACAAAAGCUUGUUAAGUAAAUCCCUGUGUUGAUGUAAAGUGUAUGAUUUAAAUGGAUGAUUUGAUAAAACCCAGACUGCAUGAAGUCUUACGAUGAAGAAUAUCUAAACUUCUGUUGCAGUCAAAAUGAAUUCAUCCAAGGCCAGUGGUUCAUUUUUCUGUUGCAGGAAAGAUACAUGUUGUGUGUUUCUGUGUCCGUUAAUGUAACCAUGUAUGUGUAAAUGACUAAUUAAAAGAGCAAGUGCACCUACUCGACAAAUGAGA